Oncorhynchus kisutch (coho salmon) is the source of this 2505-nucleotide messenger RNA. It is a transcript of the gene pmepa1, whose product is annotated as prostate transmembrane protein, androgen induced 1. The transcript is spliced from 4 exons. Gene Ontology annotation, cellular component: Golgi membrane; early endosome membrane. The coding region runs from base 298 to 1203 and encodes 301 amino acids. Gene Ontology annotation, biological process: negative regulation of transforming growth factor beta receptor signaling pathway. The record is from RefSeq and is a predicted model, not a curated record. Lineage: Eukaryota; Metazoa; Chordata; Actinopteri; Salmoniformes; Salmonidae. Gene Ontology annotation, molecular function: R-SMAD binding.
CUCAGCCGACUUGGACUUGAAUGAGGUGAGCUCAGAAGCCCGUCAGACAGACGGAUACAAAGUAGCACAAGCUGUUCACAAACAUCGGAGAUACUGGAGUACCGACGGCAGGCUGCGGCCCGGGGAGGGGGGGAGGACGAAGGCAACUGUGACCCCAGACCCCUGACUUCCACCCGCAAAGAAUUUACCAAGAAAGAAAAUAUCGUUUUUAUGUGAUUUCUGCACCGUCGCGCGCGCUAGAGAAGUGAACUGGAGAGAGAUCUUCGAUACGUUUUUCUUCUACAUUUCCAGAUUUAAAUGUUCAACUUCAUGGGUCUAAUAAACGGUACAGCGGCCAUCCAGACCAAUGUAUCCUGUACAUGUAACUGCAAACGCUCGACUUCAUUCCAAAGCAUGGAGAUCACCCAGUUGGAGUUUGUGCAGAUCCUGGUGAUUGUGGUGGUGAUGAUGGUGAUGGUGGUGGUGAUCACAUGCCUGCUCAACCACUACCGCCUGUCAGCACGCUCCUUCAUCUCCAGGCACAGCCAGGCUCGCAGGCGCCAACUACCGCUGGCCUCAGAUGGGAGUCUGUGGUCCUCAGAUGGCCCAGGGUCCACCAGUGGAAUGAGCGAGCAGCAGGUGUACACCCCCCGGCCCCCGGACCGCGGCCCUUCCUACCUGCAGAGGGAGCGUCUGGCCCGCUUCCAGCCCACCUACCCCUACCUGCCCCAUGCCAUCAUUGACCUGCCGCCCACCAUAUCGCUGUCGGACGGCGAGGAGCCCCCGCCCUACCAGGGCCCCUGCACCCUGCAGCUUCGCGACCCUGAGCAGCAGCUGGAGCUUAACAGGGAGUCGGUGCGCGCGCCCCCCAACCGCACUGUCUACGACAGCCACCUCCUCGAUACCUCCCUGUGCCCGCCGCCCAGCCUCAAUGCAGGAGUCAGUGCUACCACUGUAGCCACAUCCGCACAGGCCUACUCCAGCCGAGUGGAAGGGGCGCCGCCGACUUAUAGUGAGGUUAUAGGGCACUACUACCACCCCUCUUCCCUGCCCAGGCACCACCACCAGACUUCCAGUGGCAGUGGGGUCAUGGGGGGCGGAGGCGGGUUAGGAAGCCCGGGUCCCUCGCUGCUCCAUGGGAUACUCCAGCAGGCCCACCUGGGCAGCUUGGAGAGCAGGAACGCACGCAACAAAAAGGAGAAGCAGAAGCCUCGGCAAGUGUGACGGCAGUGUUGGUGUCGGCUGUUUAUUUCUUUCUCUGCGCACUUCAGCUGAACUGUUGGUGUCAGGCAGGGUUGGGGAGGGGAGGUCGACAUGGGGUGGCAGGGGGAGGCAGACGCAAAAAAAAGAAAUGCCUCCCCUCUGAACUUUACCCCCCCGGUCACCGUCAUAACUGACAACCGUCGCCCCUGACUUACUUUGUAUAAAUAUUUACUUGUUCUUUGUUGCUCCGUGCUUACAGCUUUUUUUCUAUACUGACAAAUGCGAAAACAAAAAAAGAGUUACAUUUUUUAUUUUAUUUUGUAUUUAGGUUUUUGUUUUUGUAUCCCUUUUGCAUCAUUUCUAGUCACUUAUCUCCUUGUAGUUUAUCCUUAGUUGCUCCCAGAGUCUUUUAGAAUGACCAGGUCUUCCUUUUUUUAGAUGCAGAUGGCUCUUUUAGUGAUCCGCCACCUAACCCCGUCUAGCUUUGUGUGCUGUGUACAGGCUUGUACAGUGCAUUGAUAGCAAUCUUGUAUCAGGUUGCCAGAUUCAGGCUUUCACGGGUUGCCAGAUCGAAGCUCAUAUGUUAUCCCUAGUUAGCCUCAGCUCAUGACCCAGUUGGCCACAGUGUAGACACCCCCGUCGCUCAUCAAUCCACAUCAAAGGGUGGUCAGCGUUGGCAUCCAUGGAAACACAUGAUUGACAGCUGACUGGGUCUGUGUAUCAACAUGUGCACUGGAAUAGAGAGUCCUUUGAGGUCAAUUGAGUACAGUACUUUGCCCACUGUAGUGCUUUAUGGCUAUCUUGCUGUACUAUCUGGACCCAUUUGAGUUUAGUACUGUACUUUGGGUCUUGUCCAGUCGAUUUUAGUACUGUCUUUGGGUCUUUGGACAGACAAGUUCAGGAGUUCCCGUGUGCAAAUGCUCUUCAUUUUUUUCUGGAUCUUUUUUAAAGAGAUGUUUGCACAAGAUUCAAGACUGUUUAUCUGGAGAAAAAGAAAAGAAGUCUGCAAUAUGUAUCAUAAGAGAGGAGAGUGUGAGCAGGGGUAUUUUUGUAAACAUGGAUUCUAAAGAGAAAAAUACAUUUUUUGUUUUUUAUUUUUUGUCUGCUCUAGAAAUAAAAGUGAAAACGGUCAUCUGUUGGGGUGCCAACUCAAAUGUGUUUAACAUUGUGCUAUCUAUACAUAUACAUCCGUAUGUAUAUGUAUCAAUGUAUGUGUGUAAACAUGUAUACACGUAUAUAGAAACGGAAAAACAAAGUUAAAAAGCACGAUUUUAGAGUUAUUUAUAUAAUUGUUGAAAAUAAUUGCACUAUUUUUUUAUAUAA